Messenger RNA from Oxyura jamaicensis (ruddy duck), 1401 nucleotides. RefSeq names its product TATA-box binding protein associated factor 7 like (gene TAF7L). Gene Ontology annotation, molecular function: RNA polymerase II general transcription initiation factor activity. The transcript is spliced from 11 exons. Lineage: Eukaryota; Metazoa; Chordata; Aves; Anseriformes; Anatidae. Gene Ontology annotation, biological process: RNA polymerase II preinitiation complex assembly; transcription initiation at RNA polymerase II promoter. The record is from RefSeq and is a predicted model, not a curated record. Bases 31 to 1092 code for a protein of 353 amino acids. Gene Ontology annotation, cellular component: transcription factor TFIID complex.
UGUCCCGUGUCCCAGGCCUAGGCAGCGAGGAUGAGCAAGAGCAAGGACGACGCCCCGCACGAGCUGGAGAGCCAGUUCGUGCUGCGGCUGCCUCCGGAAUAUGCCUCCACUGUGCGGAGAGCGGUACAGUCUGGGAGCGUCAACUUGAAGGACAGGCUCACCAUCGAGCUGCACGCGGAUGGGCGCCAUGGGAUUGUCCGCGUAGACCGGGUGCCACUGGCAGCCAAGCUGGUGGAUCUGCCCUGCAUCAUCGAAAGCUUAAAAACCAUUGAUAAGAAGACCUUCUAUAAGACAGCAGAUAUCUGCCAGAUGCUCGUUUGCACUGUGGAUGGUGAUCUCUACCCCCCUUUGGAAGAGCAAACUGUGAGCACUGACCCCAAGGCAAACAAGAAAAAAGACAAGGACAGAGAGAAGAAAUUCAUCUGGAACCAUGGCAUUACUCUUCCCCUGAAAAAUGUACGAAAGAGACGAUUCCGGAAGACAGCUAAGAAGAAGUAUAUUGAGUCUCCCGAUGUGGAGAAAGAGGUGAAACGUCUCCUGAGCACAGAUGCUGAAGCUGUCAGUGUCCGCUGGGAAGUCAUUGCUGAAGAUGAAACGAAAGAAGUAGACAACCAUGGUUCACUCACGAGCCUGGACAUCUCCUCCCCAGGGAUGUCGGGACAUAAGCAAGGCCAUGGAUCCUCAGAACAUGAUGAACUGCGGGAGAUAUUUAACGACAUCAGCAGCAGCAGUGAAGAUGAAGAUGAGCGGGAUCAUCAUGAUGAUGAAGACCUGAACAUUAUGGACACCGAGGAGGACUUGGAGAGGCAGCUGCAGGACAAGCUGAAUGAGUCUGAUGGGCAGCAGCAGGAGAAUGAGGGGUCCAACCAGAUAGUCAUGGGGAUCCAGAAACAGAUUGACAACCUGAAGAGUAAGCUCCAGGAGACCCAGGACAGGAGGAAGCGCCAGGAAGAUCUUAUAAUGAAAGUAGAGAACCUAGCCCUCAAGACCCGUCUGCAAGCUGUGCUGGAUGAAUUCAAGCAGCAGGAAGAGCGAGAGAAGCAGCAGAUGACGUCUCUGCAGGAGCAGCUGGAGUCCCUCAUGGAGAAGUGAGAAGCGGGCCCGGCCUGAGCAGCAGGUCUUUGUACAUGCGAGCAGAGCUGGAAGUGUUCAUCCCCCAUGCUGAUGUCUGAGAAAAGAAUUAGACUACGCCUGUGAGAGCAAUGAAAACACUGGGAUUUACUGUAAAUAUUCAGGACCACUCUCCUUGAGGGAAUUGGUUCUCCCUGGGCCAGCUCUCUGCAUCUCAUUGAGUCUUGGACUUGAUGGGCUGUGACCUGGUGGGAACUUGUUCCUGUGUUUGGGAAUUGUUUGUGUCUGCAAACAAGGCUCAAUAAAGUACCCUCUUCUGUUUCCUCCAUA